Antechinus flavipes (yellow-footed antechinus) is the source of this 945-nucleotide messenger RNA. RefSeq names its product olfactory receptor 51S1. The record is from RefSeq and is a predicted model, not a curated record. The coding region runs from base 19 to 945 and encodes 308 amino acids. Lineage: Eukaryota; Metazoa; Chordata; Mammalia; Dasyuromorphia; Dasyuridae. Gene Ontology annotation, molecular function: G protein-coupled receptor activity; olfactory receptor activity. The transcript has a single exon. Gene Ontology annotation, cellular component: membrane. Gene Ontology annotation, biological process: G protein-coupled receptor signaling pathway.
CCCAGCAACAAUACAUCAAUGAUUCCUACCUUCCUGCUGGUAGGCAUCCCAGGACUGGUGACUACACCAUCAUGGUGGGCCCUAAUUUUUAUUGCCAUUUACCUCCUGUGUGCUCUGGGAAAUGGAACAGUUCUCUGGGUUAUUGCUGUGGAGCCCUCACUCCACCGCCCAAUGUACUACUUUCUCUUCCUGCUGGGUGUGUCAGACAUGGGUCUGGUCACAGCGCUAAUGCCCACAUUGCUGAAACUUUCCCUUUUUGAGUCCCACACAGUUCCAGCAUUUGCCUGCUUCCUCCAGAUGUUCUUUAUUCAUUUUUUUUCUGUCAUGGAGUCCUCUGUUCUGCUUGCAAUGGCCUUUGACCGGGCACUGGCUAUCUGUCAUCCUCUCCGUUAUCCAGCUCUACUCACAAAUAGCGUAACUACCAAGAUAGGACUGAUCAUCAUCUUCUGUUGUGCGAGUCUCCAUCUACCCUUGCCAUUUCUUUUGGCCUGGAUGCCUUACUGCCAUCCCCAGGCCUUAUCCCACUCUUAUUGCUUACAUCCAGAUAUUUCCCGGCUAUCCUGUCCUGGGGCCCAAGGUGCAACCUACAGCUUCUUUGUAGUCUUGUCUGCUAUGGGUUUGGACCCUGUCCUCAUCUUUUUGUCCUAUGCCCUCAUUGGACAGGCACUUCGUGAUGUAGUUUCACCUGAAGAUCGUCGCCGUGCCCAGAACACCUGUGCUGUACACAUCUCUGCUGUGCUUCUUUUCUAUGUACCUAUGAUACUCCUAGCAUUUGUUGACCGACUGAGGUUACCCAUUCCCCAUGCUGCCCACACUUUUCUCUCCUAUAUCCACUUCCUUCUUCCACCUCUGCUCAACCCCGUUCUCUAUAGUGUCAAGAUGAGAGAGGUCAGGGAAAAGAUCCUCAGACAGCUUCAACCUAUGAAAGUCAGAUCUUUUCCAUGA